This is a messenger RNA of Erythranthe guttata (spotted monkey flower), 1348 nucleotides long. RefSeq lists its product as uncharacterized. NCBI's taxonomy places the organism in Eukaryota, Viridiplantae, Streptophyta, Magnoliopsida, Lamiales, Phrymaceae. Gene Ontology annotation, biological process: negative regulation of catalytic activity. Gene Ontology annotation, molecular function: enzyme inhibitor activity. The record is from RefSeq and is a predicted model, not a curated record.
AAAAAAAAAAAAAAUCAAGAAAAUGGCAAUCCACAACACUCUCUCUCUCCUCAUUCUCUCCUUCUCUCUCCUCAUCGCCUCCCAUUCCGCACAACCCGAGCUCUCUCCCGCCGCUUCCCCCACCGCACAAUCGCCGCGUGCCUCGUCCGCGGGCCCGACGGACGACGGUACCGCGCCAUCUCCUUCGCCGAGCUACGGCUCUUUCCCUCCAUCGACAAUCUCCGACCCCCCAUCAACAUCCAUCUCCCCCAGCGCCGCUGACCCCCCGGCCGUCGCCGCGACAUUGAUCACCUCCACAUCAUUCGACAACGACGACGAGGCCCCCGCCAAACCCGAAUCACCCGACGGGGAAUACGAGGCUCUAGCCAAACCUGAAUCCCCCGACGAGUCAUCGGACUCAGAUGACUCAGAAGACGACGAUGACGACGAGGCUCCAGCCAAACCCGAAUCACCCGACGAGUCAUCGAACGACGACAACGACGGUGGGGCACCUGCCAAACUCAACUCAUUCUCCACGUCAUCGAACGACGACGAUGGUCCGGGCGCCGCGAAACUCGACUCAUUCUCCACGUCAUCGAACGACGACGAUGGUCCGGGCGCUGCGAAACUCGACUCAUUCUCCACGUCGUCGAACGACGGUGCGGGCCCCGCGAAACUCGAUUCCCUCGCCGCACCAUCAUUCGACCUCAGCUCAAUCCUCGACACGUCAGCACCGACCGACGACGUAGAUCCGAAAGUCAAGAAAAUCUGCGACUCCACCGACCACUCAUCCCUAUGCCUAACAACCAUUGCUCCGCUCCUCAAGGGCAAAGACGAUGUCCCCUCGGUUCUAGAAGUUUCCAUAGGGGUGGGGUCAAAAUUGUCCGACUACGCCCUCUCGCUCGCGAAGACCAUGUCCGAAAAGCCCGGAAUGCCGCCCCAGGUUCUCUCCGUAAUCAAGGACUGCAAGGAUAGCUACGACACCGCCGCGUACAAUUACCAAAACGCCGUCGACGCUUUGCACGAAAAGGAUAUAGGUACGAUGAACAGCAUGCUGAGUGCUGUGAUAACCAACGUCGGAGAUUGCGAGGACGGGUUCUCGAGCAUCGGGGAGACGUCCGUUUUCUCGGGCUUGGCCGAAAACUUGACUAAUGUGACUAGCAAUUGUCUUGCUAUUAUAUCCCUCUUGGGUUGAUCUUAAUUUCUCAUGUGAAAACACCCCCCUUAAACCCAUUUGUUUUUUAUAUUCAGAAUGAUAAUAUUUUGUUUUUGAUGUUAUAUAUAAUAUGUAAAUUUCAGUUAUUUACAGCAUACCUAUCUAUAUAGAUGCUAAUGCUAUGAUUUAUUACAUGAAUAUUUCAGAACAUAU